Messenger RNA from Hypomesus transpacificus, 1305 nucleotides. Its product is annotated as electron transfer flavoprotein subunit alpha, mitochondrial-like. The coding region runs from base 99 to 1103 and encodes 334 amino acids. The record is from RefSeq and is a predicted model, not a curated record. Gene Ontology annotation, cellular component: mitochondrion. The transcript has 12 exons. NCBI's taxonomy places the organism in Eukaryota, Metazoa, Chordata, Actinopteri, Osmeriformes, Osmeridae. Gene Ontology annotation, molecular function: flavin adenine dinucleotide binding; electron transfer activity.
UAAAGUGGAAUACUCGCGAGAGACGAGAACAGGGAACCUGCUGCGUAGUUCGCUGUUUAUCUGUCAGAUUUGCUGCUUGUACUAUUAAAGUAUUAGAUAUGUAUAAAGCAAUAAACAAAAUCCGUGUAGGACAAUUGCACAAUCUCUUUCAAAGGUUCCAAAGCACUCUAGUGGUGGUAGAGCACAACAAUGACAAGCUGACACCCAUCACACUGAAUGCCAUCACUGCUGCCAACAAGGUGGGGGGUGAGGUGUCCUGCCUGGUUGCUGGAACCAACUGCACCAAGGUUGUAGAAGAGAUCAGAAAAGUCCAAGGGGUCAGUAAGGUGCUUGUGGCUCAACAUGAUUCAUACAAAGGGAUGUUACCAGAGGAACUGACACCUUUGAUUCUGGCCACUCAGAAGCAGUUUAACUUCACACAUAUCUGUGCUGGUGCGUCUGCCUUUGGAAAGAAUCUUCUUCCCAGAGUGGCUGCCAAGCUUGAUGUGUCUGCCAUUUCAGACAUCAUUGAAAUAAAAUCUCAAGACACCUUUAUCAGAACAAUAUAUGCUGGAAAUGCCCUGUGCACAGUUAAGAGUGGUGAAAUAGUCAAAGUUUUCACUGUAAGAGGCACGUCAUUCGAGCCUGCCUCUAGAGAAGGAGGAGAUGCUACCACUGAACAGGUUGGUUCAUCAGCUGCCAUAGGGGUUUCUCAAUGGCUAGAAGAGACCCUGUCCAAGAGUGACCGACCAGAACUCACCAGUGCUAAAGUGGUAGUGUCCGGGGGACGAGGCCUGAAGAAUGGUGAGAAUUUCAAACUGCUUUUUGACCUGGCGGACCAAAUGAAUGCUGCAGUUGGUGCUUCCAGAGCUGCUGUUGACGCUGGCUAUGUCCCCAAUGACAUGCAGGUUGGCCAGACUGGAAAGAUUGUUGCACCGGAACUCUACAUUGCUGUUGGCAUCUCAGGGGCCAUUCAACAUCUGGCUGGGAUGAAGGACAGUAAGACAAUUGUGGCCAUUAACAAGGAUCCAGAGGCUCCAAUCUUCCAAGUAGCGGACUAUGGCCUAGUGGCUGAUCUUUUCAAGGCUGUUCCUGAAUUGACAGAAGCAUUGAAACUUAAAUAGAUCUCUCAGAUAGAGAAGACUGAAGAUAAUACUAAAUCCUUUCAAAAUCACACACACAAACACACACCUACACAACCACCUACAUGUAAAUCCUGCCUUAUCUGGAUUUUAUCCUUUGAAAUUAGUGCUUUGUUUCUAGAUGUAAUAUAUAUUUGAUUGUAUCAUUUUGUAAUUAUAAUAAAACCAACUGCACUUGCUAAAA